Molecule: messenger RNA, 2520 nt
Organism: Bacidia gigantensis
Lineage: Eukaryota; Fungi; Ascomycota; Lecanoromycetes; Lecanorales; Ramalinaceae
Exons: 5
Coding region: 1-2520 (839 amino acids)
Source: RefSeq, a predicted model, not a curated record
AUGGUUCAGAUACCAAAGGAUCCAGUCCUGGAACCGGACCGGACUGUGGACACCAGGGCCGCUCAGCAACAGUCUGGUGUCAAUUCACAGACUUCACAUGUACCGGCUGGACUGGUCAAUUCCUCUCAGAUAAACCCUGCGACGAUAUCGUCAAACCAUUGUACCUUCCCUCUUUCACCCUCAAUCCCUGCGCAAUCAUCAUCACCGCAGCUCAAACUACCCGAAGCUCAUGAUGCCGAUCCCGCUGUUGAGCGGACCGAUAGAAGGCCACGGAGUAUAAAGGAGGAUGCAAGAGGUACUGGAGAAGUCGCCCUUCCAAAUUUCGAAACAUUUCCAACCGAUUGUGAUCGGGCUUCCCCAACAAGCAGAGCUACACCAUGCCACACCCCUUCUUACCUACCGGGUGAACGAGAGCUCAGCCCAUCCCCACAAGUAUCCUCGGCCCAGCAAAGUCCUUUCGCAAGUCCCUCUCUCCAACAGCGAACUCAGUCACUAACCGGAUCGGCGGUGGACGUAAUCAGAGCCUCCUCGCCCCCCUUCUCGUCUCCACAGUCACUCUCGCCGUUGUCACCCUUCCCUCCGUCCCUAGUGUCGGGAUCCUCAGCUCUGGACACACAUUGUGGCGAUGUCUCGAAUGGCAUGGCCGCAGCCCCCGAUGCUCCAGCGGGGUCCAGUGACCAUCGCUCCACGUGUAUUGAAUCAUUCUGCUCAGACCCUGCACCCUCCCAACCCGUCGACAACGCUCGAAUCGAUUCUGACCAGCCUGACCCGCUGAAGGCGCACGGCAUAGCUUUUCACGACGAGUCUGAUUUCGUUGGCUCGGCGGAUGGGCCUUCUCCUCCUCAACGCAGACUGUCCAAUGGACAAUUAGUAUUAGGCUCAACAGCUGAACAUCGAGCAGCCCUUCCUCUAUCGCCAGCAAAGACUCCAAGAUGUGAAGACUCCGCUGUAGAUCUGGCGCGGACGAGGAAGAGGAUGAGAAAGUCAGCUUUAGAGACGAAAAACGAACCAUCGAGGAAGGCACGCAAAAUCCACAAAAGGUCAUCCGUCAAAGACUGCACGGUACCUGGGCCACUUUGUGCCCUGAUCGAUCAGAUUGGAAGACGUGGAAAGACAGCGGAUAUACAGGAAAUCGUCCGAGAGCUGAAGACGCGGCCGCAUCGACCGCCUGGCCUUACCCCCACCAUCUACAGCAGAAUCCCCAUUCGAAGCGACACAACCCCGCUUCGAAUCAUCCGAGCAAUCCCGAAUCUAGCUGGAGAGAUUGAGGCUAGUACAAUCAACGAGCAGCUGUCGCGCGUUCACAAUCGCAUUGCCCUUGCAGACUUUUAUUGCGCAUAUCGUGCUGCACAAGCUAAACCAGACGAAUUUCUGCAGGAACUUGCCCGAAACGCCCCCCACCGUAGGAACCCGCCACGGGCCCCGAAAGGGACCAGGCGCGCAGAAGUCAAAGAAUGUUUUAUCGAGCUCGUCUUCUGUCGAUCGGUGGGCCAGCGGAAUCGGGGGAAAGAUUCCACCCGAGUGAAUAAUUGGCAGAGCUGGGGCAGGCCUUGGUUCGAACUCAUCAACCGAUUUGGAACAGGCUUUUUGCUGCUCAUACCGGAUGAUGUGACCAACCGUAGGUUGAGGGAGUUGAAGAAAGAGGAAUUCAGCGAUUUUCUGAAGCUUGUUGAACAACGAGAGCCGGAAUUCAGGGACAACCUUGCCGCAGCAAACGAUCUAGUCAAUGGGAUGUUCUUCAAUUCUGAUCCAGAUGCAGAAAUAGCCCGGGGCCACUCAAAUUAUCGGGCGGUAUCUUCAAGAUCAGGCCUGAACUUCUCGGCAGGAAUUGCUUCAGUUCCUCCAGCAAACCAUGACGAUCUCCGCGCGGCAAAUUUUGCAGAAGGCCCGGCUUUCACUCCAGAUGCUCUUUCACAAGACGUUAGUCCCUUGGAAGAAGCGGACGCCUUUUCGGGACCAGACCUGGACGCUCUCCUGACCUCUUCAUUUCGUCAGGCUGCAGAAUCCCGGCAGCGGAACGGAAUCUUCGGUCAGUGUUACCUGUGGCAGAGCAUUCGGUUCGAUGAUCCGGAGGGUAUCGACGGACGGCCAGAAUGGUGGCCACGCGUCCAGCGAAGCCACAGACAGCCAUCUCGUUACCAAAUUCUACCAUUUUUCUACUCUCAACGGUGGCAACUGGCCAUCUUCGACAUCGCUGAGAACCUUGUGGUGUGCUACGAUAGUGUAUGGACCCUUGGGUCGCCGAAUUCUACGUUUGCACUGCUUCAACAUUGGUUUGAUCAGACAGAUACACCCGUCGCGAAUACCGCGAAAGACACAGUCGUCGUAACGUGGUGGUUAGCAUGUCAAAUUAUUGCUGGCGAUGAAGUCACAGAUCGCUCUAUCGAUUGGCAAUCCGAGACAGCUCUAGCAGACCGAAUUCUUUCUGAUCGGGAAGAGACAAUAUGUCAGACUGUAGAAACUUCCCUGGAGGAACUUGUGUCUCCAUCAAUCCACUCCGGUGUAGAAAGAGCCUACUGA